GCGUGCCAUGUGAGGCGCUUCCCGGCGACGCACCAGAGAGAAACGGACCACAGGCAGAAACCACGCGCGAGCACUUUCCCCCAGCUGCCCAGUGUUAUUUUCCUUUGACAUAUGUCUAAUUUAAAGGAAAGCCGACGUUUCCUACUUUUCCUCAGCGCUCGCGACCAGUUGUCAACUUGAGUUGACGUAAAGCAGGUUUAAAAUGAACGAAGGUCCGGAGAACAACGAGACUCAACUGUACGACAACUGGACGUUUCACAACGCGCCGGCGGAGUACGCCGUGCGGCGGAACAACAUCACCUAUGUUGGAUUUUACCUGCACCAGCCGUCCACCGCAGCCAUCUUCAUCGUGUCCUACCUGCUCAUCUUCCUGGUGUGCAUGGUGGGAAAUGGCGUGGUAUGCUUCAUCGUGCUGCGGAGCAAAAACAUGUGGACUGUCACCAACUUGUUCAUCCUGAACCUGGCAGUGAGCGACCUCCUGGUUGGGAUUUUCUGCAUGCCCACGACGCUCCUCGACAACAUAAUUACAGGAUGGCCUUUCGGGAGCCUGGUCUGCAAGAUGAGCGGCAUGGUGCAAGGGAUUUCCGUUUCAGCAUCCGUCUUCACUCUGGUUGCCAUUGCUGUCGACAGGUUCAGAUGCAUCGUCUACCCGUUCAAGCAGAAGUUGACCAUAUCCACCGCGACUUUGAUCAUCGUUGUCAUCUGGGUUCUGGCCGUAUCCAUCAUGUGUCCCUCCGGCGUGAUGCUGCAGGUCACCAAGGAGCAGACGGUCCGCGUUUUAUUGGGCUACGACAACAAAACCAGCCCUUUCUUUUGGUGCAGAGAGAACUGGCCGAACCAAGAGAUGAGGAAGAUUUACACCACUGUCCUGUUCGCAAACAUCUACCUUGCCCCCCUUUCCCUCAUCGUGAUUAUGUACGCCCGGAUUGGCAUCACACUUUUCAAAACAACGGUCCCAACUGGCGGCAAGCCGGGCCACGAGAACCGCCACAACGUGUCAAAGAAGAAGCAAAGGGUGAUAAAAAUGCUCCUCAUAGUGGCCCUGCUCUUCAUCCUCUCCUGGCUGCCGCUAUGGACGAUCAUGAUGCUGAGCGACUACGCCAGCCUAACUGAGCAGCAGUACAAAAUCAUCAACAUUUACGUCUACCCCUUCGCCCACUGGCUGGCCUUCUUCAACAGCAGCGUCAACCCCAUCAUCUAUGGGUUCUUCAACGAAAAUUUCCGACGAGGCUUUCAGGCUGUUUUCAAGUUCAGCCUGUGCGCGGCGGACGGACAGCGGAGUAAAACCUACUCGCGCAGGCUGCAGGGGAACUCUGUACUUCCAGCUAAUAAUGUUCAGACCUCCCUGGAGCCCAUUUCUCUGAACAGCCUGGAGAAGAACUCUUCCAGGCGACUCAACCACGUCGCUGAGCACGACAUGGUCAUGGAGGACCUGGAAAAGGGGUCUUGCAGUAGUGGCGGCGUGACUGCAGUGUCUAUCUAAGGACGUGAAAACCACAGCUGGAUUUUCAAGGUGAUAGGUGUUGAAACUCACUUCCGCUGUGCCUACAUAAACUGACAGGCUGAAUGGGUGUCCGGGAGUGUUUGGGUAUCCAAGGUCAUCCCACUCUUCUCACAAAAGCAGCCAUUUAUUCCACAGCAGUAUUUUCCUACGGUGUUAUUACUGGUCUAAAAAGGGUAGACUGCUUUUAGUCUCUAAUCUUUUCUAACCUUUAAUGUCUAUUCUACAGAAAUCAAAGCAGGUCACACUGUUCAGCAAAGACAAAAAGUCUUAAAAUCUUCAUGCUACAUUAAAAAGUCCACCUUCUUGCUCAAUGACAUAGUUUAUUUAUUUUUAUAGAUGUAUAGAUGCAACAGACUGUUGCGAGGAUACCUGCAUAACAGAUUUCCAGAGUCAGACUGGCUCGUUAGAUACACCUGCACUUGUUUGGAGUAUUACUCAUUUCUUUCACACAUCAGGAUCAACACUGUUCACGCACCGCACGGUAAGAUUAAAUAAAUGUACUCACUUUAAUUCUAUCCCUUCGGUAGAACUUCACACCGAGGACUACACAGCAAGUGGUAGAUCUGACGUUACAGUACUACAUAGUUUCAGAUCUACUAUUAGCUACCUAACACUACAUCUAAAAGUAGCUCCAUAAUCGGAGAUAAACUCACUACGCUGGUGGUGAUUGCUAGCAUAGGGGCUAGCUGGCUAAUGAUUGUGAUUAAAUAAGUUCAGGUAACGUUAGCAGAAUUGAAAGCAUUGUUGCUUUUAUUCAUCUUGUAAACGUCCCUGUUGAUCUUCUGGAAAGUUGAAUCCAAACGUUUAACCGUUUAGUUUGGACUUAAAUAAAAUAAUUAAAUAAACUCCUUUUGUCCAUCCUCUCAGAAUACCUGGAAUAAACUCCAUGAAACAGGAGAGUUCAGGGUCUUCCAGUGUUUUUCUGUGGAGCUGAGAGCCACCGAUGUCUGAGUUCUGGUCCCUGUGGAACUGUCAUUGGCUCAUUGACAUCUGGGAGGUGGCGCUUACCGAUAAGUCAUCAUAAGUCUUUCGUUUGGAGUGACAGAGAAGUGGAGUUACUUUUAAGUGUGACUUUAGAAUAUAAAACAGGUAAAAUACAAGAAAAU
This is a messenger RNA of Cololabis saira (Pacific saury), 2610 nucleotides long. It is a transcript of the gene npffr2a, whose product is annotated as neuropeptide FF receptor 2a. Gene Ontology annotation, molecular function: peptide binding; opioid receptor binding; neuropeptide receptor activity. NCBI's taxonomy places the organism in Eukaryota, Metazoa, Chordata, Actinopteri, Beloniformes, Belonidae. Gene Ontology annotation, cellular component: membrane. The record is from RefSeq and is a predicted model, not a curated record. Gene Ontology annotation, biological process: regulation of adenylate cyclase activity; G protein-coupled receptor signaling pathway; regulation of cAMP-dependent protein kinase activity. The coding region runs from base 203 to 1483 and encodes 426 amino acids. The transcript has 4 exons.